Messenger RNA from Psammomys obesus (fat sand rat), 1732 nucleotides. RefSeq names its product protein disulfide isomerase family A member 6 (gene Pdia6). The transcript has 13 exons. Gene Ontology annotation, biological process: response to endoplasmic reticulum stress. The record is from RefSeq and is a predicted model, not a curated record. Gene Ontology annotation, cellular component: endoplasmic reticulum lumen. NCBI's taxonomy places the organism in Eukaryota, Metazoa, Chordata, Mammalia, Rodentia, Muridae. The coding region runs from base 44 to 1381 and encodes 445 amino acids. Gene Ontology annotation, molecular function: protein disulfide isomerase activity; protein-disulfide reductase activity.
CGUGGGCGCGGCAGAGCCAGGCGGCGGCGGCGGCGCGGACAGAAUGCGGGCGCUCGGCAUGGCUCGCCUAGGGCUCGGUCUGGUGAGCUGUACCUUCUUUUUGGCAGUCAGCGGUCUGUAUUCUUCUACUGAUGAUGUCAUUGAGUUAACACCAUCAAAUUUCAAUAGAGAAGUUAUUCAGAGUAAUGGUCUGUGGCUUGUAGAAUUCUAUGCUCCAUGGUGUGGUCAUUGCCAGAGGUUAACACCAGAAUGGAAGAAAGCAGCAACUGCUUUGAAAGAUGUUGUCAAAGUCGGCGCAGUUGAUGCAGAUAAGCAUCAGUCCCUGGGAGGGCAGUACGGUGUCCAGGGAUUUCCUACCAUCAAGAUAUUUGGAGCUAACAAAAACAAACCAGAAGAUUAUCAGGGUGGCAGAACUGGGGAAGCCAUCGUCGACGCUGCCCUCAGUGCUUUGCGCCAGCUUGUGAAGGAUCGCCUGGGCGGGCGGAGUGGUGGAUACAGUUCUGGAAAACAGGGCAGAGGAGAUAGUUCAAGUAAAAAGGACGUGAUAGAGCUGACGGAUGACACCUUUGAUAAGACUGUCCUCGACAGUGACGAUGUUUGGAUGGUUGAGUUUUAUGCUCCGUGGUGUGGACACUGCAAGAACCUGGAGCCAGAAUGGGCUGCUGCAGCCACAGAGGUGAAGGAGCAGACGAAGGGGAAAGUGAAGCUGGCAGCCGUGGAUGCCACCGUGAACCAGGUUCUGGCCAGCCGAUACGGGAUUAGAGGAUUCCCUACAAUCAAGAUAUUUCAGAAAGGCGAGUCUCCUGUGGACUAUGAUGGUGGACGGACAAGAUCUGACAUAGUGUCCAGGGCCCUUGAUUUGUUCUCUGAUAAUGCCCCACCUCCAGAGCUGCUUGAGAUAAUCAAUGAAGACAUCGCCAAGAAGACAUGUGAGGAGCACCAGCUGUGUGUCGUGGCUGUGCUGCCGCACAUCCUGGACACUGGAGCUGCAGGCAGAAACUCUUACUUGGAAGUUCUUCUGAAACUGGCUGACAAGUACAAGAAGAAAAUGUGGGGGUGGCUGUGGACAGAAGCUGGAGCCCAGUAUGAACUGGAGAAUGCACUGGGGAUCGGAGGGUUUGGGUAUCCUGCCAUGGCAGCCAUCAAUGCACGCAAGAUGAAAUUUGCUCUUCUCAAAGGGUCUUUCAGUGAACAAGGCAUUAAUGAGUUUCUCAGGGAACUGUCUUUUGGGCGUGGCUCCACAGCACCUGUGGGUGGUGGUUCCUUUCCUACGAUCACUGCCAGGGAGCCCUGGGACGGCAGGGAUGGUGAGCUUCCUGUGGAGGAUGACAUUGAUCUCAGUGAUGUGGAGCUUGACGACCUGGAGAAGGAUGAGUUGUGAGGGAGGGCCGCGGCCCAGCCUUCAAAUUUCUUCCUUGGGAGCGAGCAGUUUUCCAGUAAUGAGGUUUUCCUGUCAGCUGUCUGCCGCUGGCCUUUCACAGGAAACACUGCAACAGUGAACCUCGGCGUCUCAAGAAAACACUGAAGAAUUCUAUGAAUUGUAGCAGUGAAUUGGAUUGUAUUCUCUGGCAUACUUUGAAGAAAAUGGGGCUGUUGAAACAUUUUUCCCUCCUGACUGCUGCUUGAAUAUUCUUGGAGGCUGUUUCUUAUGUAUAGGGUUUUUAAAAUGUGAUUCCUUUGUUUGAAUAUUAAUGGCUUUUUCCAUUAAAGAAUAAAAUGAUAUUUUGGACAA